CUGGCUUUGCGGGUCACGCCGUCACGCCAGCUUCUUCAGUCUUGUCAAGUCUUGUUCAGCACCGCUGAUCGUUCUACGAGUUAAUUGUUGGACGGUGUUCUUUGAACUCAACGUAUUGUUUUUACGAAUUAUAAAAUGUCAACAGUAAAUGAUAUGGAGGAAUCAGGAGACACCUGUCCAGCUCAAUGGGCGAUCGAUCUUCUGAGGCGCGACAGUCAUUACAAACGGGAAUUUUAUAAUUUGUAUCUUGGUCAUAUGGUAUUGGGAUAUGUUGGCUUUUUUACCCCGAUAAUGAGGAAUAUGUAUCUGAGUCGACCGUGGUACAGCUCUUUCCAGAACCAUAUUAUGUUUACUAUAGGGGGUGUAUUGUUUGGAAAAUUUCUAAUGAAAAAAACGGAUCACAUGUAUAAUAGACGUGAUGCAAUAAUGGUGGAUUAUAUUAAAAGACACCCAGAUAGAUUUCCUGAACCAGAAAAUAAACUGUACAGAGACAUAUUUCGGCCAUGGAUACCAGUGCGUUAGGUAAUUAUAAUAAGAUUGUAUACUAUUUCCAUGUAUUAAAAUAUCAAAAGGAAAAAUAUAGAUGAUUAUUAUACCUUGUGAA
Messenger RNA from Dufourea novaeangliae, 604 nucleotides. RefSeq names its product NADH dehydrogenase [ubiquinone] 1 subunit C2 (gene ND-B14.5B). Gene Ontology annotation, biological process: mitochondrial electron transport, NADH to ubiquinone. NCBI's taxonomy places the organism in Eukaryota, Metazoa, Arthropoda, Insecta, Hymenoptera, Halictidae. Gene Ontology annotation, cellular component: mitochondrial inner membrane. The record is from RefSeq and is a predicted model, not a curated record. The transcript has 3 exons. Bases 136 to 522 code for a protein of 128 amino acids.